Messenger RNA from Tetrahymena thermophila SB210, 2502 nucleotides. Its product is annotated as cyclic nucleotide-binding domain protein. The record is from RefSeq and is a predicted model, not a curated record. The transcript has 8 exons. Lineage: Eukaryota; Ciliophora; Oligohymenophorea; Hymenostomatida; Tetrahymenidae.
AUGGAAUAUACUCAGGAGGAUCAAAAAAUAAUUCAACAUAUUUUGUCUACAGUUACUGAUAAGAAAAAGAAGAUAGCCAUUGAAACAAUUUAUAAAGAACCUAGCAGUAGGAAAAAGCAAGAAAUUCAACAAUUAAUAGAAAGUACUUCAUCACUCCCAUUUUUCGAUGGUUAUAUUUAAGCAGGUUAGGCAGAUAUCCACGUUUAAUGUUGCAAACGUAUGAAAUUAGAAGUGUACUAAAAAGGAUAAACAGUAUUUUAAAUAGGAGAAUAUGGUUAAAAAUUUUAUUUGAUAUUGCAUGGAAGUGUUUCGGUGUCUAUAAAAAUGCCUGGAUAGCAAAAUAUUUAUACAAGUAAAAAUCAAAUUAAUGUGACUGAUGCUAAUCUCGAAAAUAUGAUUAAUGAAAUGGAAGCAAAUAAUUCUAAUUCCUUUAGCAGUAAUUAAUAGAACAGCAAAUCGAUUGUAGAAAAUAGUAUAUAAUAAGGCUAAACACCUCAUAAUAAGCAAAAAUCAAUAUAAAUGCUUUAAGUUGCUGUACUUAGAGAUGGCUGCUAAUUUGGUGAAAUGGCUUUAUUAAAUAACUAACCUAGACUAGCAACUAUUUAAUGUUUAGAGGAUUGCAUUUUUGCAAUUUUAGGGAAAAAAGACUUUAAAGAUGUUCUUAAAAAGUUCGAAGAAGAGAAACUUCAUAAAGAAAUGGAAUAUCUUUCAAAUCUUCCUUAUUUUAUUUCUUGGAAUAUCAAUCAAUUAAAAAACCUUUUCUUAAACUCUAGAAGAAAAGAAUAUGUAAAAGACUAAUACAUAUUCCAAGAAGGUGAUAAAAUAGAUGCAAUUUACAUUAUCAGAAAUGGAGAUUUUGAGCAAAGUAAGAUGUUUUCAAGAAAAUAAAAUAUAGAUGGAUUGAAUUUAGAAGCUGAUGAAAUACAAAUAUUUGAUGAGAAUGAGCAUUUAAAUAAAUAUGAAACAUUUAAAAAAGACAUGAAAAUCAGUAUUUUAGAAGAAAAAACUAUGGUAGGAGAAGAAGAUAUUCUGUAAAACAGCACUAAGAGAACUUUUAGUGUAAAAUGUACUUCGUUAAAUGGGAUAGCUAUUAGGAUAGAUAAAAAUGAAUUUUUAUAUAGAGUUAUGCUUGAAGAGUCAUCUAAAAUAUAUAUUUUAAAACAAUUAGAGAUAAAAGAAAAAUCUCUACAGCAAAGGAUUUAAGACAUUAAAUUUAGAUUAACAUAAUUUCAGAACUAUUUCUAUUAAAAUUCUAAACAUAAGGAAUACCUCAGAUCAAAAAUAUAAUCUUAAUCAUCUAAAUUAUUUAUAAACCAUUAAUAACCUUAUAGAAUUACUAAAAAAUAAGCUUAUUUAGAGCAAAAUCAAGGUGAAGAGUCAAAGCUUAAGUAAAUUACAAACUCUUCUAUAGCUUCUACAAGUGAGUUUACUACAAGAACAUCUAUUCCUAUUCAAAUAAAUUCUUUUACGGAUGCUUAUAAGUAAAAUACCUAACAUGUUAAAGCCAAAAGAAUGGCUCGUUCUUAAUCAUAGUAAAGCUAUUUAAAAUUAUCUGCGUAAAAUAUUGAUGGCUAAGAAAAUAAAAAUCUGAUAGAUAAUCAAGAAAAUAAAAGUCAAAUGAUAAAUCAAUAAAGUGUUGUUCAAUUCAUAGAUCCUGAAACAAAAAGAAAUUCAAUUUAGAGAGCUUAAUCAUAAGCUAAUCUAAGCUUUUAAGAUAAGCAAAUAAGAAGUAAUGAUGCCAACAUAUUUUAAAUUAUGAAGCAAAGUCUUUAGAAUUAAAAGUAUAGAUCAGGAAGCUAUGAGGAAGGAAAUAAUAAUAAUAAAAAUGAAGUAAUUUUGGUGAAAAGAAAAUAACCUUUAGAAGAAUCUUAAAGACCAAGAUUACUAUAUGGAAACAUGGAGCAAGCAAUUAAAGCUAAUUUUAAAAAAGUUUUUUAAAAAAUGAUUAGAUAAAAAGGUUCGAAUACAGAUAUAAAGGAAAUUUCAACAUGGAAUAAAGUUUCAUUAAGCUUUUCUAAUUAAGUUUUAGUUUACAAUCCAACAGAAGCUCAAAAUAAACAAAGAGCCAUUUCUGCUUAGAAAAAACAAGAGUAUAAAAACCUGUUAGAAAAAGCACAUUAGAUGGUUAGAGAUCUUAAAGCUAUUCCUGAUUAGGUAGACUGUUAAAACUUCUAAUCGAAUAACCUAAAUAAUAAAUAAAAUAAUAAUUUAGCCAACCAAAAUCUAAAAUAGUAUAUUAUUGAAUAAGAAACAAAGCGAAAAUUGAUUAGAAGCUCAAGUAGCUCAAAAAAAUUAAUUAAAGUAAUGAGAAACUUUUAAUCUAGUAGAUAAAAUAUUGAAUAAAGCAAAUUAGUUGAUUGCUCCUUAGAAAAUACUGAUAAUCAAAAUAAUUAAGAAUCUUAUCUGAGAUCUAUUGAUUACAAUACUUUAUCAAAAAUAUAUUACACACCUAAAAAAGCUUCUUCAGCAUAUAAAACAAUAUUAAAAAUAAGAAAAAAAUGA